AUGGGAUUCCUUGAGCAAUUUGUCAAGUGGAUUGCUAGUUGCAUCACUUCUCCUAGGUUCUCCAUUUCUCUUAAUGGAGGACUCAUUGGAUUCUUUGAAGGGGCAAGGGGAGCAAGGCAGGGAGUUCCUCUCUCUCCCUAUCUAUUUGCUAUUGCAAUGAAUGUCUUGUCCACACUCCUGAUGGUAGUAGUUGCUUAUGGUGUGUUCAAGUUUCAUCCCAAGUAUCUCAGGGUUCGGCUUUCCCACCUCUCCUUUGCAGAUGACCUCCUCAUCUUUGCUAAGGAAUUCUACCUGCUCUCUGGACUACAACCUAAUGCUUCUAAGAGUGAACUUUUUGUUGUUGGGGUAUCUUUAGAAGAACUGGAGGCCAUGAAGACCAUUAUCGAUUUUAAAGUUGCUAAAACCAAUGGCUGGUCUUCUACGCAUCUUAGCUAUGUUGGUAGGCUUCAACUCAUCGAAGCUGUGAUUUUAGUAUUCAAGCUUCCUGGAAAGGAUUGCUAUGCUUAUGGAGCAAGGGUCUGCUGGCAGUUGAUUUGUUCAGCUAAAUCAAAGGGUGGGUUGGGGCUGAGAAGACUUGAGGAAUCGAACAAGGCUCGUCACUUGCAACUGGUCCGAUCCAUUCUUACUGAGGAAGGUUGUUUACGGAUUGCUUGGGUUCAAGACUAUAACAUGAAAGGUAAAAGCUAUUGGGAUGUUGUUCCAAGCUCUUCAAGUAGUUGGAAUUGGAGAAGGUUGCUUAAAUUGAAGGAGUUAGUUGCUCAAAUGAUAUAUUAA
Gossypium raimondii (Peruvian cotton) is the source of this 774-nucleotide messenger RNA. RefSeq lists its product as uncharacterized. The coding region runs from base 1 to 774 and encodes 257 amino acids. NCBI's taxonomy places the organism in Eukaryota, Viridiplantae, Streptophyta, Magnoliopsida, Malvales, Malvaceae. The transcript has 4 exons. The record is from RefSeq and is a predicted model, not a curated record.